Messenger RNA from Vicugna pacos (alpaca), 4447 nucleotides. NCBI's taxonomy places the organism in Eukaryota, Metazoa, Chordata, Mammalia, Artiodactyla, Camelidae. The record is from RefSeq and is a predicted model, not a curated record.
GGAUCUUCAGACCCUGGAGCCAGGGGCCCUCUGAAACGCUCCCGGAUCCCUGGGGACUAGUCACGUGACGGAUUCUCAACUCAAGCAGCCCGGGUGUCAUAACCUUUCCCACUGAGGCAGCAGCUCUGCUCCCAGAUCCCACCCCAGGAAGCCUGGGCUCCACCCACCCCUCGGGCCAGAACCCGGCACAAUCGCCCCAUUCUGGGUUUUUAGCUUGGAGGCGACUACAAGUGCUAAAGGCGCGUGGCGAAAAAGGUGUCACUUAGGAGAGAGUUGGUUUUCUCCAGGGACUUCAGUAGGCGGCAGCAGCCACGCUCCACCUGGGGCAGCGCGGCGGCUAACGUGUGCGCUGGGCCGGGAGGAUGCGCUGGCGGCGGGACUCGAACCCCGAGCGGCGCGGCGCCCCGCGGUCCCGUCUGCUCUGGCCGCCCAGGUCCGAGUGGGAGGAAGGCGCGCACAGCUGUCUUCCGUCGGGCUGAGGCCUCCCUCCCGGCCGACUCCCCUCUCUCCCGUCUCCCGCCCCAGAAAUUAUCUCAAGCGUUGCCAGUGCGAUUCCAGAGCCCCAGUCGGCAGCGGACAGAGCAGAUCUCUCGGCAGCGGCAGCGUUGUGAGGACUUAGCUGGGACCUGGAAUCGUAUCCUCCUGUAUUUUUUCAGACUCUUUGGAAAUUAAGGAAUGCAAUUCUGCCACCAUGAUGGAAGGAUUGAAAAAACGUACAAGGAAGGCCUUUGGAAUACGGAAGAAAGAAAAGGACACUGAUUCUACAGGUUCACCAGAUAGAGAUGGAAUUCAGGGGAAAAAAAAGACCCAGAAGACCCAGCUUCUCCUCACCUCUUGCUUCUGGCUCAGAGCCCUCUCGUUAACUCUGUCUCAGCAGCCCAGCCCACAUGAACCACCCUACAAUAACAAAGCAGAGUGCGCGCGUGAAGGAGGAAAAAAAGUUUCGAAGAAAAGCAAUGGGGCACCAAAUGGAUUUUAUGCGGAAAUUGAUUGGGAAAGAUACAACUCACCUGAGCUGGAUGAAGAAGGCUACAGCAUCAGACCUGAGGAACCCGGCUCUACCAAAGGAAAGCACUUUUAUUCUUCGAGCGAAUCGGAAGAGGAAGAAGAAUCACACAAGAAAUUUAACAUCAAGAUUAAGCCAUUGCAAUCUAAAGACAUUCUUAAGAACGCUGCAACGGUGGAUGAACUGAAGGCAUCAAUAGGCAACAUUGCACUUUCCCCAUCGCCAGUGAGGAAAAGUCCGAGGCGCAGCCCGGGUGCAAUUAAAAGGAACUUAUCCAGUGAAGAAGUGGCGAGACCCAGGCGUUCCACGCCAACUCCAGAACUCAUAAGCAAAAAACCUCCAGAUGACACCACGGCGCUUGCUCCUCUCUUUGGCCCACCAUUAGAGUCAGCUUUUGAUGAACAGAAGACAGAAGUUCUUUUAGAUCAGCCUGAGAUAUGGGGUCCAGGCCAACCAAUUAAUCCAAGCACGGAGUCGCCAAAGUUAACAAGGCCUUUUCCCACUGGAACACCUCCACCACUGCCUCCAAAAAAUGUACCAGCCACCCCACCCCGAACAGGCUCCCCCUUAACAAUUGGCCCAGGAAAUGACCAGUCAGCCACAGAGGUCAAAAUUGAAAAACUACCAUCAAUCAAUGACUUGGACAGCAUUUUUGGGCCAGUGUUGUCCCCCAAGUCUGUUGCUGUUAAUACAGAAGAAAAGUGGGUCCAUUUUUCCGAUACAUCCCCGGAACGUGUCACUCCAGAGUUGACUCCAAGGGAAAAGGUGGUGUCUCCACCAGCUGCAUCAGACAACCCAGCUGACUCCCCAGCACCAGGGCCCCCAGGCCCCCCAGGACCCCCAGGUCCUCCUCGCAAUGUACCAUCGCCGCUCAAUUUAGAAGAAGUCCAGAAGAAAAUCGCUGAGCAGACCUUCAUUAAAGAUGAUUACUUAGAAACAAUCUCAUCUCCUAAAGAUUUUGGGUUGGGACAGAGAGCAACUCCGCCUCCCCCCCCACCACCUACCUACAGGACUGUGGUUUCGUCCCCCGGACCCGGCUCGGGCAGUGGUACGGGGACCGCCAGUGGUGCAUCAUCCCCUGCUCGGCCAGCCACCCCCUUGGUUCCUUGCAGUAGCACCACCCCACCUCCGCCUCCUCCUCGGCCUCCGUCUCGGGCAAAGCUACCUCCAGGGAAGCCUGGAGUCGGCGAUGUGCCCCGACCUUUCAGCCCUCCCAUACAUUCUUCCAGCCCUCCUCCGAUAGCACCCCUUGCCCGGGCUGAAAGCACUUCUUCAAUAUCGUCCACCAAUUCCUUGAGUGCAGCCACUACUCCCACAGUUGUGUCAGAAGAUGAUGUUUUUUAUGACAAACUGCCCUCGUUUGAAAGGCGCUGUGAAACGCCUGCAGGUUCUUCCCGGGGACCCAGCCCCCUAACCAUGGGAGCCCAGGACACCCUCCCUGUUGCAGCAGCAUUUACAGAAACGGUCAACGCCUACUUCAAAGGAGCAGAUCCAAGCAAGUGUAUCGUGAAGAUUACUGGAGAAAUGGUGUUGUCCUUUCCUGCCGGCAUCACCAGACACUUUGCCAACAACCCGUCGCCAGCUGCUCUGACUUUUCGGGUGAUAAAUUUCAGCAGGUUAGAACACGUCCUGCCAAAUCCCCAACUUCUCUGCUGUGAUAAUACCCAAAAUGAUGCCAACACCAAGGAAUUCUGGGUAAACAUGCCAAAUUUGAUGACUCACCUAAAGAAAGUAUCAGAACAAAAACCCCAGGCUACAUACUAUAAUGUGGACAUGCUCAAAUAUCAGGUGUCUGCCCAGGGCAUUCAGUCCACGCCGCUGAACCUGGCAGUGAACUGGCGAUGUGAGCUGGCAAGCACUGACCUGCGCAUAGAUUACAAAUACAACACGGAUGCAAUGACAACGGCUGUGGCCCUCAACAAUGUGCAGUUCCUGGUCCCCAUAGACGGAGGGGUAACCAAGCUCCAGGCUGUGCUCCCACCGGCAGUCUGGAAUGCUGAACAACAAAGAAUAUUAUGGAAGAUUCCUGACAUUUCUCAGAAGUCAGAAAAUGGAGGGGUGGGUUCUUUAUUGGCAAGAUUUCAGUUAUCGGAAGGCCCAAGCAAACCUUCUCCGUUGGUGGUGCAAUUCACAAGUGAAGGAAGCACCCUUUCUGGCUGUGACAUUGAACUUGUUGGAGCAGGGUAUAGAUUUUCACUCAUCAAGAAAAGGUUUGCUGCAGGAAAAUACUUGGCAGAUAAUUAACAAAAUCUUAUGCAAGAAUCUGGAGGAUUCAUAUAAUGGAGAACUGUUGUAUGAGAAACAGAAUUUAAUUUUGGUUUGAUGAAAACAAACCAAAACCUGCACUUGGGAUAUAUCUGCUGGAAAUGUCGAUGACUUUCAGCAAUGAUUUCCCUCACACGAUACCAUGAUGACUGGUCCUACAGUAUUUACUUCUAGGUGUAAUAUUGUUAAUGGUUUUAAAAUGUAAUUACUGUAUUUGUAAAUUGUACUCAUUCCAGUAAGGCAGUUAGAUACUUGAGUUUUAGCAUUUUACCAUUCCUGAAAUGGAUGUAAUUUAAACUGUGGUAUGUAAAUUUAAUAGUAGUACUGUCAAAUGGCACAAUGCUUACAGAGGUAGACUGCAUUUUGUCAAUAUAUAAAAUUUAAAUAUAAAUAUUGAUAGCUGUCAUAAAGGGGGUGCCACACACAAAGAAAAUUAAGUGGAACCAGGAAAAGAAGUUCCUUUUCUUCAGUCUUUAGUAUGUUUUACUCUAGUGCUAAAUAGAAAUUCUAUCUUCAAAUAUUUAGUGGGUUAAAUUCAGAAACUAUUUCAGAAAAAAAAUUCUAAGGUUACAGCAUAUUCAAAGAGAAGCAUUAAUUACCACUUUUUAAAAAGCUUUUUUUUCAAACUGCAAAUUUCAUAAAAAUGCAAACUGUGUAAACAGGGCCUCUUAUUUUUAUAACUUGUGUAAAAAGGGAAAGCAAUUCAUAUUUAAAGUUUAAGUAUAUGAAAUUAUAAUCAAGAGUAAAGAGAUGUUGAAGUCUUAACUACUCGAGUACCCCAUCUCUCCACAGUUUAGCUUAUGUGGAGAUUACUGAAUCAUCAGAUUAAAACCAAAAUUGUGAUUUUAAAAUUUCAAGACUUUCCAGAGUUGAACUGGUUAACAUUUGCACAAUAACUCUAAACAGAGGGUCCCUCCCAUCCAGCAUGGAGAAUGAUACCUACCACCCAUCUGCCUCUUUACCCACAGGAAUCAAAAUACUGAGUCUCAAAAUCUCAACAACAACAAAAAAUUUAGUCCCCUAUUUAAAUCCAGAUGGAGAAUUUUAAUCAGCAUUAUUUAUAUCAUUGGGGAAGGAGGAAAAAAAUAAGCUUUGUUAAGUGAAAUUCUAACCACAGUAUUGUGCAAUAAAUUUCCUUUCAGAUAAGGUUCAUUGUCUGUAACUAUAAAUCUUUGC